Molecule: messenger RNA, 1938 nt
Organism: Chaetomium globosum CBS 148.51
Lineage: Eukaryota; Fungi; Ascomycota; Sordariomycetes; Sordariales; Chaetomiaceae
Exons: 3
Coding region: 1-1938 (645 amino acids)
Molecular function (GO): oxidoreductase activity; copper ion binding
Source: RefSeq, a predicted model, not a curated record
AUGUUACUUAAUAGAUUUUCUUCUUUUCUCCUUGUCGGCUCUCUGGCCGCCGUGUUUGCUGAGACUGUCGUCCACGAUGACCAGUUCCAGCCAGACCAUAUACUCAGGGUAGCCGUCGCCCAAGUACCGUCUGCUUGUGAGAGUCGAGAGAGUGUGGUGGUCAAUGGGACGUCCCCGGGACCAGCUGUUCGUCUGCUGCCUGGGGCGAGGACCUGGAUCAGAGUCUACAAUGAUAUUCCAGAUCAAAACCUCACCAUGCACUGGCAUGGUCUCUCCCAACGAUUCGCACCCUUCGCGGACGGCACCCUCGGAGCAUCCCAGUGGCCCAUACCCCCGGGCCACUUCUUCGAUUACGAGAUUGCGACCGAGCUGGAGGACGCUGGUUCCUACUUCUACCAUUCGCACGUUGGCCUGCAGGCCCUGAGCUGCACCGGCCCGUUGAUCGUUGAGGACUGUGGCGGGUCACCUUACGAUUACGACGACGAGCGAAUCCUGUUGUUCCAGGACCACUUCCAACGAAAGGAUCAGGACAUGAUCCAGGGCCUUCUAGCCACCCCAUUCACCUGGAUGGGAGAAACCAGUGGCGUCGUGCUGAACGGCAAAGGCGUUGCCCUGGGCCAGACAGCCAUCGAGGGCCCGUUGGGUGAAGCCAACGGAUUUUUCGGCAGCCGCCGCUUUUCCGGCUCUGGUGCCGUCAACGAGACCUCGGACUCUUGGAAUGGGCAACUGGGCGAUGACCAGAUCAAACCCUCCGGUGAAUGCACCCUCCCGGUCAUCGACGUUGAGCCGGGCAAGACAUACCGGUUCCGCUUCAUCGGUGCCACCGGUCUGUCCCUCCUGUCGAUGGGCUUCGAGGAUCACAACAUCAUGGCCGUCAUUCAAGUUGACGGUAGCGAGUACAACGAACCAGUGGCCAUCGACCACCUCCAGCUCGGCGGAGGCCAGCGAUUCGACGUCCUUUUCCAAACCAAGACGGUCGAUGAGCUCGGAGACAAGUGCACAUACUUCCUCCAGUUCGAGACUCGCGACCGUCCCGACCCCUACCGCGGCUAUGGCGUACUCCGGUACAAUCUCGGCUCGCCGGUUCCCCCCGCGCCACCCGCCCCGGUCCUCAACCUCCCUACCGAGGUCAACAACUGGCUUGAAUACACCCUCCAGCCCCUUGACUCGGAGGCUGGCAACUCCUGUCCCACUGCUGAAGAGGUCACCAGACGCGUAACCCUCCUCGCCGAGGAAAAAGUCGACCCCACCACUGGCCGCCUCACCUGGGAGCUCGCGCAUAUGUCUUGGACCGACUCGGCUCGCGACAAGCCCGUGCUCGUCGACAUCUACGAGCGCGGCCAGCCCGCCAUCCCCGACUACAACGCUGCCCUGGCCAACUACGGCUGGGACCCGGCCACCAGGCUUUUUCCUGCGCGCAAGGAUGAGGUUCUCGAGAUUGUGAUCCAGAACACUGGCUCACAGUACAGCGGUGCCGCGGGCAUCGUCGAGACGCACCCCUUCCACGCCCACGGCAUCCACUACUACGACAUCGGCGGCGGGCCGGGCGAGUACGACGCCGCCGCGAACAAUGCCAAGCUGGCCGAACUGAAUUACAAGCCGAUCAGGCGCGACACGACGAUGCUGUACCGGUACGGCGACGGCCAGGUGGAGCCCGGCGCACCGGCCGGAUGGAGGGCGUGGCGCAUGCGCAUGUCUCACCCCGGCGUAUGGAUGGUGCACUGCCAUGUUCUUGGCCACAUGCUCAUGGGCAUGGAAUCCCUCUGGGUCGUCGGCAAUGCCGAUGACAUCGUCUCGAUCCCACUCGACGCGAGCCAGAGCUACUUCUCGUAUGGCGGUGACGUCUACGGGAACGAGGUGCGCGCGCCGGUGGUCUAUCAUUAUUUUGACGACCACAAUAAGUGUGUCGGCAUGCGUGCCAGCAACUGCACAAAGUGA